Marchantia polymorpha subsp. ruderalis is the source of this 7414-nucleotide messenger RNA. The record is from the annotation of a GenBank genome assembly. NCBI's taxonomy places the organism in Eukaryota, Viridiplantae, Streptophyta, Marchantiopsida, Marchantiales, Marchantiaceae.
AAGAUUUUCGCUGCACACUUGACAUUAAGGAAGAAAAGAGAGAAUGAAGCGAGGCACGGUCGAGGAGAGGAGGGAGAGGAGCGAAGGCCGAAGCCGAAGCCGAGCGAUGCGAGAUUGAUUGAAGAAGAAAGUGAGGAAGCCCGCCCGCCCGCCAGCCAUGUCCAUAGAAAGCGUAUUGUAUUCGAGGCGUGCGGAUGCGGAUACAGAGGCCGCGAUGGCCUAAUUAAGUGCGUUUGUUUCAAACGAAGGUUUCAGGAACGCGUCUCGAGGACAGGUGAGGUACCUUGCCCUCGAUCGCGUGCAUUAGGGUCUGGCUUGUGGGACUCGAGAGAGAGCGCGAGAGUGAGUAGGACUGGGAUGGCCGUGCAUGUGAGUGAUUUGGAAGGUGCGCAUGGACGUUAAUUAUCCGCGGUGUUGUCCGCUUCGUGGACAUAAGGCAUUUUGACUGGAAUUAGGCUUACACGACAGAUUCAGGUGGAUUGAGACCUCCGUGUAGUCGACAGCGUUGGACAUACAAAAUUCCACUUUCGCGGGAAGAAGACGUCGCGAGCGUUUGCCAUACAAUGGUUUUGUAGCAGGUGGAGGGAGGAAGUGUCUCGGGGGUCGGUGCGAAGAUUUUGUAGCAGUCGGUUGGCCUUGACGCGCAUCUUCGCUUAUUUCGAACGUAGAGGUUGUAGCUUAUGUACGUGAUCUGGAGGGAAGUGGCGAGCAGAACUGGGGAAUUGAAGUGGUAGACAAGGGCAGGUUCAUUGAUUCGGUGCCGAUUUAUUGGGCUCAAUUAGGGCACCUACCUUCAGUGUUCGAUCCAUAAUCUCAUAACGAGAUAGCCAUGGAUCAUCGAGAUUGUGAUAUUCAGAUGCACACUACGCGGAUGUUUCACAGGGUGGACGUUGACGAAUUGUUCGAUGUCUGGGGAAAUGCUGGGAGUUGAUUGGGAAGCAUGAUUCGAAAUAUGGCAGGAUGUAAAGGUGCGAUUCCCGUGGAUGCUGCCGGGGCUGCAUCUGCGUUGCAGCUUGCUCAGCAGCAGGAGCAGGUGUCUAUUGACGUUAGUCGGGCGAUGGCUCCCCCAAUCUCGCUACGCCAUAACAUUGUUCACAAGGAGAGUGUGGAAGUUGACCUAAGAGAAGUUUAUUUCUUGGUUAUGCAUUUCCUCGCCAAUGGUCCGUGCACGAGGGCCUUUGGUCAGCUGUGGAAUGAACUUCUGCAACACAAACUUCUACCCCGUCGAUAUCAUGCCUGGUACUCGAGGGAUCACCUACCAAGUGGGGAUGAAAACGACGAUGGCUUAUCGUUUCCUUUGAGCUACAGAGACGUCGCUCACAGGCAUCCAAAUAUACCAAACAGUCACCUUGUGGACCUCUUGCAGCAGCUUCUUGUGAAUGAUAGGAGGUCUGUUGCCGCUCUGGAUGCUCAUUCUAAAAUAGUCACUGCUGCGGACGCCCCAACGCUGUUAGGAUCCGGUUCCUUCUCUCUACUGGAUUUGGAGCGGAACAAACAGAAAGGUUUGGUUUCCCGAUGGAAUCAGCAUAUGCGUUGGCCACACUGGCAGGCUGACCAAGUACAUGGAUUGAUGCUUCGAGAAGUUGGGGGUGGCUUUGCUCGACAUCACCGUGCUCCUUCUGUGAGAACUGCCAGCUAUGUGAUAGCCAAGCCGUCUGUUUUUUUUCACCGGAUCCAGAUUAUAAAGAAGCUUAGAGGACAUCGUAACGCUGUCUACUGUGCGAUAUUUGAUAGAACAGGACAGCAUGUCAUAACUGGAUCUGAUGAUCGACUCGUGAAGAUUUGGUCAACAGAAACUGGUCUUUGUUUACGCAGCUGUCGAGGACAUGAGGGUGACAUCACAGAUCUUGCAGUGAGCAGCAGCAACAGUCUUGUUGCAUCUUCCUCCAAUGACUUUUCUAUCAGAGUUUGGCGAUUGCCAGAUGGUUUUCCCAUCUCUGUACUGCGCGGACAUGGAGGGGCUGUAACAGCCAUCGAGUUCAGUCCCCGUCAGGGUUGUGAACACCAUCUUCUUUCUUCAUCUGAUGAUGGUACUUGCCGUAUUUGGGACGCCCGCGAUUCAGCUGUUAAUUCUCGCGUGUACAUGCCAGACCCUAAGGACAGUCAAUGUGCCGCCAGAGGGGCCACAGCGCAAGCGCCUCCAGCUACACAACCGAACCACCAAAUUUUGUGCUGUGCAUUCAACGCCGAUGGCAGCAUUUUUGUUACUGGGAGUUCAGACAGGCUAGCCAGAGUUUGGAAUGCCACCAAGUGGAAUGAUGAGCUCACCGGAAGACCAAAUUAUGAACUUGAUACCCUUCAGGGUCAUGAAAAUGACGUCAAUUAUGUGCAGUUCAGUGGGUGUGCAGCACCAUCAAGACCGUUCUUGGUGGAUAACGUUAAGGAGGAUCAUCAGCCUCGCUUUAAAAAUACAUGGUCUGCACAUGACAGCAUUGUGACAUGUUCGCGGGACGGCAGUGCUAUUAUCUGGACACCCCGUCCUCGUAGACAUCACGCCAAGGCUGGUCGCUGGAUCAAGGCUUAUCAUUUGCGUGUACCACCUCCACCGAAUCCUCCACCACCUCCAAGACCUGGAGGACCAAGGCAGAGGCUGCUACCCACACCAAGAGGUGUGAAUAUGAUCGUUUGGAGUCUGGACAAUCGUUUUGUACUCGCGGCAAUCAUGGAUUGUAGGAUCUGCGUGUGGAAUGCCGUAGACGGGAGUUUAGUUCACUCUCUCACAGGUCACGACAAGCAGACAUAUGUCCUUGAUGUACAUCCGUUUAAUCCAAGAAUUGCAAUGAGUGCUGGUUAUGAUGGACGAGUCAUAAUUUGGGAUAUCUGGGACGGUCAUCCUAUUAGGAUUUAUGAGACAGGAGAUUACAACUUGGUGGACGGCAAUUUUUCCCCGGAUGGAUCAUCGUUGGUUGUUUCCGACGAAGUAGGUCAAAUUUACCUUUUCGCAACGGGUGAAGGAAACGCGCAGAAAGAUGCGAAGUAUGAUCAGUUCUUCUUGGGAGAUUUUCGUCCUCUUGUGAGGGACACACAUGGGAAUGUACUGGAUCAGGAAACGCAGCUGCCUCCUCACCAGCGGAAUAUACAAGAUCUUCUCUGCGAUGCGAGUAUGAUUCCUUACGCUGAACCUUACCAGACAAAUUACCAGCAACGUCGGCUUGGAGCGUUGGGUAUAGAUUGGCAACCCCCAGCUGUUUUCCUAGCCAUUGGGACGUUGGAUGAUCCAACGUAUAUAGGUCCUCCGGAGCCUCCUGUUGCUUUCCAGGCUCCAGUUGUACCUUCACCUGGUCGCAGGGAAAGGCGAGCUUUAGCUUCUGAAGGCGGAAGCAGGUGGGUCGAACAGCCCAACGAGAAUGAAGAGGCCAUGGAUUGGGAACAAGAAGUAGUUGGGGUAACGGAGGACUCAGGAUCAGACUACAGCGCGAGUGAAGAGAGCGAUGAAGAUGGAGAAAGAGCUGACAGCCAAGAUGAACCAGACUCAGAAGACGAAGCGGAAGAAGAGGAAGACAAUGAAGACGACGAUGACGACGAAGAAGAAGAUGAAGGAAGCGAGGAUAUUGGAAGUCGCCUGCGGAGAUCAAGUAGAAAUAAACGGAAAGCGGAGCUGGUUACACAUUCUUCUUUGGGGAGGCGAUUGAAGAGGAAGCGGUAUGAUGAUACGGGAGAUGGUCAAGGCUCUAAUCGAAGAUCAUUGCGCCGGAGGAAGACAAAGCCUUCAAGAAAUGGAGGGUUCACCUCGAGACACCAACCAGAAUCCUCAAAUAGACGUUACCAGCCAGAAUCUUCAAAUAGACGACAUCAACCUGAAAGUUCUGCGAGAAGACACCAGCCAGAGCCUUCGUCAAGGCCCAAACGGUUAGCUGCGAGGAAUGCUCUUCAUCUCUUUUCCAGUAUAAAUGAGGAGGAGGAGGAGGAAGUACCAAACGAAGCAGAGAAGAAGGCGCCCGAUAAUACGGAAAGGGCGUCUGGAUCCGGGGAGACUCAGCGUGUUUUGAGGAGCAGAAAUAGAGAAGAACUGGAGGAGCUCUCCAGAGCCGCGAUUGCCCAAGCCAACAAAGUGGAGUCGUCUGACCUUGGUGAAUUCAGCCGUCGUCCAAGGUCUGCGCGUAAGUUGGUCGUCAAGUUGCGAAGUGCAGUUCCAAAAGUGGAUCUUGAGGACUCCAAAGGUGAACCUUUCGAUGAAGCUGCAGAUGGAGCUGUGGCUGACCAGGCAGUCAUUUCAGAUGUUGGUCUGCUGGAAGAUAACGUGGGCACUUCUGAGAAUGCUGCUGUGCCUCAUCGACCACUUCGAAAACUGGUUAUCAAGUAUCCCCGGCCUUCAGUUGGUAUGAAAAGAAACGUCGCGGUAAUAGAGUCGUCAGAGGAUAAUCACUACGAUCAUGGAAACGGAAAUGGUAGUGAGGCUCGUUCCAGAAAAUUGGGUCAGACAUCUGAUACUGACGAGGAUGGGUACGAGUUAAACGAUGAUGUGCCCCUCGUUGACAAACACAGCUGGCAGUGGAAGAAAGGCAAGGCUGCCAAGCGUGCUCGAGGACAUGACUCUCCAGAAGGAGCUUCUAACAACAGUGACGAUUCGGAUAGUUGUAAAAGUGCUCAACAUAUGAAUGAUUUAAAAGAAGCUCAGGAUGAAUGGGAUGGCAUUUCACAAGUCAAAACUUCCAGACGUCGGGAUGAAAGCUUUUCAGGAGAAGCUAAGGAUCCUCAGGUUGGCAAGUGGGAAAAUGGUGAUGAGUUGAAGGUCCUGAUUGGGCCCGAAGGACGUAUAUCCUCUGUUCCUGAAACUGACAUACCUUCAAGUGAGGAACGAUUGUUACGUGCAGAACUUGACGGUGGGUCGGCGCAUGAAAGUAUGCGGGAAGACGUUCCGUGCAACGGGCAAGCUAGUCAGAAUGGCAAUUCGACGGACAAUGGAUUAAUGAAUGUUGGAUCUGACGGCGAAUGUACUUAUUCACCAAAGAGGUGGCAGUGGGGUUUGAGAAGGGAUGGGAAAUCGAGAACAAGGGACAGAAGUAACGGUGAAACCAGUCACAAGCUCAUUCCAUACGGGGAAACAGAUGUUUUGGCAAGACUAGUACAGGAGUCAGAACACAGACUACGGCACCUAGGGGAGAAGUCAGAUUCUGCAAGAGAAAGAUUGACCCACACUGGAGCGGGUAAAUCUGAACCAGCUGAGAACAGUUUGGGCAAGGAGGUUCCAGAAGCCGAAGCAUGGGAUAGAGAAGGCUCUCCUGCUGAUGACGAUUCUGCUGGUCCUGACAUUUCACAAAGACCGAUGUCUUCACAUUGCUCGGGUGAUGAUGGGAAGAAUUCUCUUGUUUCUGUAGACAAGCAGUAUGACCCGAUACUUGAGAGAGAUGUGCAGCAGGAUUCUGAGCACGAUACAGACAUGAUCGAAGGUGAAGGUGAUGAUGAUGUAGGGAAUGAAGGUGGAGACGAAGUGGGUGAGUCCAUGCACCAAACUGACAGUGCUGGCGGAGAAAGUGACGAAGAGGAGAACAGCCAAAGUGAGCUUUUUGAGGGCAAUGGAUUAUGUAGCAAGAAUUGGGAAGAAUCGGGUACUAGAGAAACUGAUGAAGAAAGUGUAGAUGAAGGAAAGCGAAUUACCAGGCACAAGCGACAGAAGGCUCUGGGUGAGUUGCAGUCAAAUGGAAGACACGAGUCUACAAACAACAGACACAAUCCUAGUUUAGACGGAAGUGGUAAGACACGGGUCCGGCAUAUACAGUCUGUCCUCUAUGACGGUGGUAGGGAAACCAGAUCAAGGGCUGGAAAACAAAGAGCGCACUCGACAGAACAAACGGAGAGAAUAAGUACUCGCACUCGCACUCAAAGUACUAAAGACGCACAGAGUUCCUGGCAGAACGGAUCAGGUGAACGUCAGCUACGAACAAGAGGUAGACAUCAAGGUAUGCCAAAUAGGGUACAUAACAAUGAUUCCAGGAGAGUCAGAAAUGGUCAAGGAAGUGCCUCAGAGCAAGAGGGACAGGAGGGUAGUGUAGAAUUUGAGCUUCGAAGAGGCGCGAGAAGCUUAGAGAAGCUGGAUGAUGAUGAUAGCAACAGACACCUUAUGAAGGAGAGAAGAACCUCCGGCCGAGCCCGCCGGGAGGACAUGAAGAGAGAACACUUUUCUGAGAGGGAUAGGGGCAAAAACAUAGAUGAUAGUUCUGGUUUUCUUACAAAGGAUGCUAGGGGUAAGAAGAAUCGAAUGAAACCAGAUCGGAAGAAGAAAGAUCUGGCCUGGUUACUACUCACCGAUGUGGAGGCGGGUACUCGGUAUAUUCCUCAGUUCGGGGACGAUGUGGUUUACCUGAGGCAGGGGCAUCAGGAAUUUUUGGAUUCCACUGGUUCAGAAGAGAAGGGUCCCUGGCGAACGCUGAAGCUACCAAUUCGAGCGGUAGAGUUUUGUCGCAUAGUUGGGCUUGAGUAUGUUAUUGUUCAAGAGUCUGAUCAAACGUGCUGUAAGUUGACAUUAAAGUUUACAGACAACGAGUCCAGAGCUUAUGGAAGGCAAUUCAAUCUUACUUUUCCAGAGCUGACAAACUUUCCAGAUUUCAUAGUAGAGAAGAGUCGCUAUGAUGGUGCCAUGAGGAAGGGUUGGGUCGUCAGGGAUAAAUGCCAAGUUUGGUGGAGAUCAGAAGACGAGGUUGGUGGUGGUCACUGGUGGGAUGGGCGCGUUCAAAAGGUUAAAGCCAAGUCUUCCGAGUUUCCCGAUAGUCCUUGGGACCGGCUUUUCGUGCAGUACAAACUUGAUUCAAAUGAACCCACGAGUCACAGUCCUUGGGAGCUGUUCGAACCCGGCAAUCAUUGGCAUGAUCCUCCUCAUAUCGAUGACGAGAGCAAGGCGAGUCUGCUGGCUGCUAUUCAGGAGCUAGAGAAGUCGUGCUAUGUGGGAAACGAGGAUGAGUAUGGAUUGCGGCGUCUUAGUCAAGAUGUUGAAAUUCCUGAAUACUUGAACUGCACCCCCCUUCCACUGGAUCUGGAGACAGUGAAGCAUAGGUUGGAGAAGGACUACUAUCAUAGUCUGCAAGCUUUUCGCCAUGAUGUCGAGCUCUUGGUAUUGAACGUUCAAACGUACUAUGGGAAGGAGACUGAACAGGCAGGAAAAAUGGAAAGGCUAGCCCAAGUGCUUUGUAACUGUGUAUCAGAUGAGGAAGAUGAGCCUGCGUCUAGUGAUGGGAACGACUAUGAUUUUUAGAUCGUGCACCCAAGAGAUCUGCCGUACAUACUUGUAGUAUUAGUCUGUUGGGGAGGGUUUUGCGGGAAUGCUUAGGUUGAAGUCAGCCCACAUUAGUGCAAGGUGGUCCUCUCGUCAUUUAGUGGUAGGCAAAUAUCCACCAUCCUUUCUGACGUGGUGGGUUGAAGAGUUGUGCCAUAUUUGUCCUCCGUAACAUAUUGUAACCAAUCUGAUACUUGUUGUGUA